This is a messenger RNA of Aspergillus oryzae RIB40, 1569 nucleotides long. Its product is annotated as WD domain protein. The record is from RefSeq and is a predicted model, not a curated record. Lineage: Eukaryota; Fungi; Ascomycota; Eurotiomycetes; Eurotiales; Aspergillaceae. Gene Ontology annotation, biological process: regulation of DNA damage checkpoint. Gene Ontology annotation, cellular component: nucleus. Gene Ontology annotation, molecular function: DNA binding; protein binding. The coding region runs from base 1 to 1569 and encodes 522 amino acids. The transcript has 3 exons.
AUGGGUAACGAAGAGAUAUCCGAUUUCGAAAAGCAACGGCUUGCGAAUAUCGCGGAGCGCGAUGCGCUUCUCAAGCAGUUAUCGCUAAAUGCGCAAUCCGUCUUCACGCCGACUUUGCCAAAUCGCGCGACGGGGAGCCAGGCAAAGACGAAGAAAAAACCGGCCCCGAAGAAGGUCAAGAAGGAAGAGGAGUCACCUGCGCCGCGGCGCAUGUCCUCACGUCUGAGGGGUAUUGCGGCGGAUAGUGAGGUGGCGAAACGGAAAGCUGAGGAGCAGCACCAGGCUUAUCAGGAGGCGGAGAGGGCCAAGAGGGUGAGAAAGUCGGAUUCAUUCUCACUGAAUGACAUAUUUGUUUCGGGCCAAAAGCUUAGUGGGGAUGGUUUGCUUGGUGUGGAUGUUGUUACGAAGGGCGUCGCGGUGCCUUACCAGCGGACGUUUGGCGAUGAUGAUAUCAAGAAGACAACGGAUAAGGAAUUGAAAGCUUUGAGAAAGGAAAUGAGUGAAUUGCAGCUGUGGGAGGCUUGGGAGCCUAACCGAAUCAAGCUCACCCCCGAGAGAGUGUAUACCAUGACAUUCCACCCUUCGGAGACCAAGCCAUUAAUCUUUGCUGGAGACAAGAUGGGUCAUCUCGGCAUCCUGGACGCAUCACAGGAAAAGCCGACCUCGGUGAAGCAGGAAGACGAAGAUGAAGAGGACGAUGACCCUGACCCAGUCCUAACGACCCUCAAGCCACAUACCCGGACAAUAAGUUCCAUGGUGAUCCACCCAUCCAAGCCGACGCAUCUAUAUACCGCCAGCUACGACAGUUCUAUCCGAGAAAUGGACCUGGACAAGACAACAUCGGUGGAACGGUACGCCCCAGAUUCAACGUCAGACGAUGUUCCAUUGUCUGGUCUGGACAUGGCUGCCGAUGAUCCCAACACUCUCUACUGGACUACCUUGGAGGGUGAGUUUGGCCGAUACGAUAUGCGUACACCCAAGCAAGGCUCGGUAGCCGUCUGGAGUCUGUCCGAGAAAAAGAUAGGUGGCUUUUCGCUAUUCCCGACUCACUCGCACUAUUUUGCGACGGCCAGUUUAGACCGGACCAUGCGACUUUGGGAUAUUCGGAAGUUAUCACGUCGCGAGCCUGUUCCUGUGGGAGAGCACCAGAGUCGAUUGUCAGUUUCGCAUGCGGCAUUCAAUAGUGCCGGACAGGUUGCGACAUCUUCUUACGAUGACAGCCUAAAACUGUAUGACUUUGGUGCCAAAGGAAUUGCCUCCUGGAAGCCAGGACAUACCCUUUCAGAUGCAGAAAUGAAACCCGACACGGUGGUACGGCACAACUGUCAAACUGGACGAUGGGUUACCAUUCUCCGUCCUCAAUGGCAAAUAAAUCCUCAAUCGCAUAUCCAGCGAUUCUGCAUCGGAAAUAUGAAUCGUUUUGUCGACGUCUACAGUAGUUCGGGUGACCAGCUCGCGCAACUUGGAGGCGACGGCAUCACUGCCGUACCCGCCGUUGCAGUUUUCCAUCGUAGUAAGAAUUGGAUAGCCGGUGGUACAGCGAGCGGGAAAAUCUGUUUGUGGAUGUGA